Molecule: messenger RNA, 531 nt
Organism: Pochonia chlamydosporia 170
Lineage: Eukaryota; Fungi; Ascomycota; Sordariomycetes; Hypocreales; Clavicipitaceae
Product: hydrophobic surface binding protein A domain-containing protein
Exons: 1
Coding region: 1-531 (176 amino acids)
Cellular component (GO): extracellular region
Source: RefSeq, a predicted model, not a curated record
AUGAAAUUUACCGGCCCCGUUGUCUUGCUGACCGUUGUUACUGGUGCCUAUUCAUUUGUCAUUGAGCGUGAUCUCAAGACCAUUACGGGCGUGCUUGCGGGCGUUCAGACAAAUGUUGAUGGCCUCGAUGGUGCCAUUAAGGCAUGGACAACCGACCCUAGCAAAGUUUUGGACGCAUCCAACAAACUCAUUGCCACAAUCAAGCAAGGAACCGGCACUGUCAAGAGCAGCCCGAAUCUAGCGCUAAACGAUGCUGUUCAACUUAUCAAGCCUGUUCAGGAGCUCAAAAACCAUGCUCAGACACUGGUAAAUGAUCUCAAAGGCAAGAAGGCCCAAGUCCAGAAACAAGGUCUUUGUGACGUGGUUAGGGGAGAAAUCGGAGACAUCAAUACGGACAGCAAGGGCCUCAUCGACGCAACCAUUUCCAAAGUUCCAGAAUCUGCUCAGAAUAUUGCCAAACAACAAGCUCAAGGCAUUAUUGAUGUCUUGAAUGAUGCACAGGAUGCUUUCUCUCAGAAAAAUUGCGCAUAG